AUGGCUCGGCAAACCUCUUUAGUGAAGCGUUACUUGCUUCUGUCAACGUUGGCGCUCCUCGCUACUUCGGCUAUUGCGCAGACAACAACCGCCGCGGCAGCAACAGGCGAUGACACUACCACAGCUGCGGCCACUACGACUACUGCGCAAACGACAGCGCAGACAUCUGCCGCCACGACAACCGCCGAUGAUUCAGACACGACAACGGCCGCCUCAGGAACGACAACGGUACCCGACUUGACAAGCACCACGACCAGCGCCGGCACAACCGCCUCCACGGAAAACCAGACCGUCCCCACGCUCUCUAGUGCUACUACGGGUGUUACUAGUUACCCGUCCGCGAGCGUGCCGCCCACCAGCAAUGCGCCGUACAUGCAAACGUCAAAUCUACCUGAGGGGACAGUAUUCAUUGCUGUGGGCGCUAUCCUCGGCGCAGCUGGUGUGGCCAUCUUGGUCUGGAGAGCCGUCAUCGCCUGCCUUCUUCACAGGUCGGUCAAGCGCGCUGCCUUGGCUCAGCAUCUAGCAAAUGACAAGAUCGCUGUUCCUGGUGCCCCUUCUGCGCCUUUCUAUAAAUACAAGGAUCAGGAAUCUCAGGGCUCUUUGGGCCUCGCCACGGCUGCCGCAGGUCGUGGUGUAAGGCGAACCACGCGCGGCCCCGUCCCGUCGUCCACGCCGAGUCAGACGAAUCUCUUCUUCUCGCCAACCGCUGGCAAUGCUGGAACCGCUGGAACUGCUGGAAAUACUGCUGCCAACCGAGCAUCAGCCUUCUUUGAUGCUGGCAAUCGUUCCUCGACUUUCCUGCCCUCUGGUUUUUAUGCUGCUGGUCAAGGCGCUCCGCAACAAAGUCAUGGCCAUUCUAUCAGCAUGACCGAUCUGAGGCCCGAAUCGCAUGGAUCACCGGGCGUGUCGCCACGUAAUGACCCCAUCCGCCGCCACGCUCAGAUGAGCUCGAGCACACUCAAUCUGAACCAGGCGCCAACUGGACGAGCUCCUAGCACAUAUCUACAAGAUCUGCUGGAUGACAACCCACAACAGUUUCCUCCCCAGGAUGGCCACCACGGUCACGACCAAUCGAGGAAUCGCUUCUAG
Molecule: messenger RNA, 1089 nt
Organism: Truncatella angustata
Lineage: Eukaryota; Fungi; Ascomycota; Sordariomycetes; Amphisphaeriales; Sporocadaceae
Exons: 1
Coding region: 1-1089 (362 amino acids)
Cellular component (GO): fungal-type vacuole
Source: RefSeq, a predicted model, not a curated record